Molecule: messenger RNA, 4990 nt
Organism: Lytechinus variegatus (green sea urchin)
Lineage: Eukaryota; Metazoa; Echinodermata; Echinoidea; Temnopleuroida; Toxopneustidae
Exons: 23
Coding region: 1-3342 (1113 amino acids)
Biological process (GO): protein dephosphorylation
Molecular function (GO): protein tyrosine phosphatase activity
Source: RefSeq, a predicted model, not a curated record
AUGAUUGCACGGUAUUCGAAACUACGUCCAGAGUCACAAAGGCCUGCAGGGGAAUGUAUUCGGCUAAGAGCUCGACAUGGUGGACAAUGGGAGGAGUCCACCUGUACAGAGCAGCGUCGACAUAUCUGCCAACGCCCUAAAGACGCUCGAUGUUCUUGGAACCAUUAUGGACAAUCCUUCUAUCGUUUUCUGGGUGCUAGAAAAUCCUUUGCUGCAGCCAAGAAUGAUUGUAUGAGAAGCGGUGGAAGAUUGGCGAUUAUCAAAUCAACAGAAUUAAACGCAUUUCUAACAUCUAUUUUAUCACCUGCCCUUUCAUCUCCUCAUUGUUACUGGUUUGGUCUGAAUCAAAGUUCAGAUAAUGGUCCGUUUAACUGGGAAGAUGGUACUCAAAUGACCAACCCUAUGUGGGUUUUCGGGGAGCCAUCUAAUUCUACAGGACGGUCAUGUGGAUGUCUGAGCUCUGAUGGUAACGAUGGUGACAAUCAUGGUCGAUGGGCAAGCGUGAAUUGUACACAUAGGCUGCCUUACAUCUGCGAAAGGCCACAAGUCCCAAUUAUUGGUGAAUGGAUAGUUCUUCCAUCACUACCAAGCGUUCAGUAUUACUUUUCUUCAUUUUCAACUAACUAUUUCAACGCAAGCGAAUAUUGUCAACAAAUAGGUGGACAGCUGGCGCAGUUGAAAACACGACAUAUUUACUUACUAAUGGUAGAUGAAUUCGGAAACCGUGGAGUCAAAAGUUUUUGGUUUGGCCUUGAUGAUCUGAGCAAGGAAGGCGAUUUCCGAUGGAGUGACGGGACAUUGUUACGAAAAACAGGAUUCUCUAAAUGGCAUAGCGAUAACCCAGAUAACCUUCACGGGUGGGAACAUUGUGUUGAAUAUAAUUAUGACCAAGGAGAAGGUUGGAAUGACCUUCCCUGCGGGCGUCUACGAAAGUUUAUCUGCGAGAAAAAAAAAGUACCGCCUCUACAUCUUCUUGUCAUGACUGCAUCACCUUUUGGGAGCAUCGGGACGGCUCCAAGUUUCUCUUGCAUUCUUUCACCUGACAACGCAAAUGAUACAAUAACGUACACUGAGAGAGUAGUACAACCAAGCCUUACUACUGAAGGAUAUUCACUUGAGGUACCGGGGACGAACACAUCUCGAGUUGGCGGCUUUAUACAAGAGCUACCUGAUGACAUGACGUCUGUAGGCGUUUAUAGAUGCACUAGUACUAGUACCUCUCCAAUCACCGGUACUUCAACAUCAGCAGAUGUUACAAUACUCUCACAUGAAAGACAUUUUCAACCAAGAGACGGUCGCCUUACCAAAACAAUUUAUCCAGGUGACGACAUCACGCUCUCAGUGUCUACCACUGAUAGGUAUUCAGCAGGGCCGGAUGAAAUCCGUUGGAGCACUUUCUCAAACUUUGCUGAAGGAUCUUUGUCUCCAGAGGGAGAUGGAAAUCUGACCUAUACUAUUCAUUCAGCAACUAAGAAGAAUGCAGAUAUCUACGGAACAUUCCAAAAUAAUACAGUGAACAACCGUCUCUACAGCUUGAUUCGUGUCAUAGUUAGUGAUUGUCCCCGUGGCCGAUGGAACCUACCGUUAUGUGAUCGUAUGUGUGAUAACUGCUACAAUGGAGGAAUCUGUCAUCCUCAAUCAGGAGCGUGUAUCUGUCCUCCAGGAUUCAGGGGCAAGAAUUGCCUCACCGCAUGCGGCAAGCAUCGUUUUGGAUGGGAGUGUGAACUCGAAUGUGGUCCUGGGAACGUUCUGGAUGCUUGCAGCGGAAGUCAAAUCUGUCUACCCGAUCCCUACGGAUGCAACUGUCUCUCUGGUUAUACAGGAAUAUACUGCGAUGAACAAUGUAGUCCUGGUAAGUAUGGCGUUGACUGUCUUCAAGAUUGUCACUGUGAUGGAGGGAAACCAUGCGAUGCUUUCACUGGAAGAUGUGAAGAAAAAUCCCCCUUUGGUCUAAUCGUUGGUGGCGCUGUAGGUGGAAUAAUCAUCUUUCUGUUAAUUGUUGGCCUGGUAAUCAUAAUAUUCAAAAGAAGAAGAAAUCGAUCCGACGCAGUUUCCAAACCUGUGACUUGCAACACCGAUGGAUUCAUUCUGAGCAUUUCCACUGGUAUGGUAACGCCAGAUCAUUCUUAUCGAAAUAAGUUACGAAAUAGAUAUAAUUUCUUACUCAGAAUCACUCCUAAUUCUCCUUUCCGAUGUGAUUUUAUAGGGUCCCUAUUGAACCUUCCAAAUAAAGCACUAUAUUUUUCAUUUCAACCGCAUUCUAAAGAUAAAAACAGAGAGGCAAAAGAUCAAUUCCCGCAGUAUGGAGAUCCAGGACCUAGUCAAUCAAUGAAACCUUCAGAGCAAACCCCUUUAGUGGACCUACCAACUCCUCGAGAAGGUUUAGAUGAGGAUUACCAUGAUUACGAAGUAAUAAGAACUGCAGUAGAGGAAUCUGUAAAGGACAAGCCAGAAGAUCGCCGUUUCCCAGUACCUGUCUCAGAGUUUAUCACCUUUGUUGAGAGCAAUAGGCUCACUGACAUGUUCUCUGAGGAGUUCCUCACCCUAGCAAGGAUUUGUCCUGACCCUUCAGCAUUGUUGGUAAGAACUGGUUUGGAGAAAUGCAACCGGUCAAAGAGUCGUAAUGCCAACAGCCAUCCAUUUGACCGGAACCGAGUAAUCCUGGAGUCUCAAGGCUCUUCAGGGUCAAACUUCAUCGAUGCCAGCUAUGUUAAGGGUAAUCGAUGCAGGUUCAUAACCACACAGAUGCCCAUGCCUAACACAGUCGCUGAUUUCUGGGACGUGGUUUUUUACAAUCAACCCUCCGUAAUCAUCAUGCUUAAUGAUGUUGACAGACGUGACAUGUGUUAUGCACAAUACUGGCUGGACGAUGGUGUUGCUACUUUUGGAUCUUUCUCUGUCACUACAUUGUCUGUCACUGAGAAAGGAGGGCUGAUAGAAAGGAAGAUGGAAGUGACCAGCAAUAAAUCAAAGACUUGUCAUCUGGUGAAGCAGUAUCAGUUCCUCGACUGGCCAACAGAGGCAGGGCAACUAAAGAACCGAGCCCUUCAACUAAUCAAUCUGAUGGCAAAAGUGGAGGACGCUUUUAAAAGAGCUCCAGAGGGGUUUCCAGUUCUUGUUCAUUGCAUCAAUGGGGUUGGACGAACAGGUGUCUUCUGUAGCACGCUUGAGUGCAUUGCACAAGUAAACGAAGAGGGUGCUGUGGAUGUCUUUAAAGUGGUGAAGAUGCUUAGAAAUGAAAGGAUGCAUUUUGUACAAACCAAGGAAGAAUAUUUGCUCAUCUACGAGCUUAUUAAAGAAUACCUUCGUGAAAUUGAAAAUUACAUACAAGUGCUACCGUGACCGAGUGAAUCCUCAGCAGACGUCGACUCGAGGUGCCAUCGGUGAAAGUGAUCAUGUCUCCCGGUCAUGUCUAUACACAACUCUAAAACGGCGCCACCGAUAUCAAACUAGCGUGUACCCAGUACGCAUAUUACCAACAGGAAAGGACUCUUCCAACUAACGAAUCAAAAUCAGGGGCGUAACAGGGAUCGGGGGGGGGGGGGCAAGAGUAAAAAAAUUCCUGGUCAUAAUCAUGGCAUGAACAGGCAGUGUGUAAUGAGGCAAAAUUUUGAGGAGGGGGGGGGGCAGAAUACAAAUAAAAGUUGCGAGAGAGCCAAAAUUUUGACAUUUUUAUUACAGAAACCAUAUUUAUGAGACAGAUUUCGACAUAGUAUUCAGAAAACCAUAUCAUUUUCAUCCUUCUCUCUUUCCUUUUCUUUCCUUGUUUAUUUUAUUUUUAUUGUCUUUACGCCACUGUGAAUUGGAUUAACUGCAUAGUUUCUUAACAUUUACUCAUUAUAAGUCAGUGUUCCAGAAAUUAACUGUAUACGAUCUAAAACAGUCAACUUUUAAUGAAAAUUGAUUUCAUUCACCGUCAUGUUUACCUGUUUUUUUAUUUGAAAUUAUUCUUAUAUUUCAAAAAAUAAAUAACGAAAUAUGAAGACAAUAAAAACAAUACGUUUGAUUAUGACAUAACAUAUAGUGUGGCAAAGUAAUUCAGUAUAAAAAUACAAAUAGAAUACUUGUAUAAGAAUUUCAAUAAAUGAGUGUGGAAUAUGAAGGAACCUGUAAAAAUCUGUGGAAGCAAAAAUAAACUCGUGAAAUGGGGGACAAUUAUUGACGGAAUUAUUGUGGUGUCUAAGAUGGGAAGCAGUGAUUUACAGGUAUGUGGUAAGGAGAUGAGGCACCCCCCCCCCCUCUUAAAAUAAAUAAAAAAAAAUAACGAAAUAUGAAGACAAUAAAAACAAUACGUUUGAUUAUGACAUAACAUAUAGUGUGGCAAAGUAAUUCAGUAUAAAAAUACAAAUAGAAUACUUGUAUAAGAAUUUCAAUAAAUGAGUGUGGAAUAUGAAGGAACCUGUAAAAAUCUGUGGAAGCAAAAAUAAACUCGUGAAAUGGGGGACAAUUAUUGACGGAAUUAUUGUGGUGUCUAAGAUGGGAAGCAGUGAUUUACAGGUAUGUGGUAAGGAGAUGAGGCACCCCCCCCCCCCUCUUAAGAUGAAAUAAUAAUAAAUGAAUAAAUAAAUGGUCUCAAAGUGCGUAGAACCUCAAACCGUACGUGAUGUUCGCGUUCUUAUAAUUCCUUCGAAACUCUUCUGUAGGCACGGUAAUCAUCAUCAAGAAGGUCAAGAGACAAAUAGCAUUUGUAUUAGUACGUUCGCACUCUUUCCUCUUGUUAUGUAUCAUAGAGUAAUAAUGAUAAUUAACAUUAUUUGUAUAGCACUUAUAACAGCACCUGAUGUAUUAUCAUGAUUACUGUAUCGCACUAUGCAAAGGAUCAUUCGAUCAUCAUUAAAGAUGUUCAUCCAAAUUAAUUUGUCCUUUGAUUCAGCUUCAAACCUCUCGAUCUAGUUUUGAUGGCGCUUGAAUCUUUAGACUAUUGAGAUCAGGCUGCCAAUAUCAUUCCCCCCAAAAAAAGAGAAGAAAAAACUACAAAAAACACAGCGAA